Molecule: messenger RNA, 4523 nt
Organism: Dendrobium catenatum
Lineage: Eukaryota; Viridiplantae; Streptophyta; Magnoliopsida; Asparagales; Orchidaceae
Exons: 5
Coding region: 1-1404 (467 amino acids)
Source: RefSeq, a predicted model, not a curated record
AUGCAGCGAAAGGCGGAUAUCGCGCAGCUUGGUUCACCGAGUCCGUCGGAUACAAGGCAUGGAACGGCUCUCAGCGCGGACCCGAACGCCUCUCCCUCUCUUCUUCCUCCGUUCGUGAGCCCCGACCGACGCCAAAGCCUUCUUGCUUCCAGGCGACGGAUCCACCCCGGUCGCCCUUCUCUGCUCGUGAGCCGGUCAACGUCGAGCCUUCUUCCUCUCUUGGUUUCGCGUGCCCAGACCGAACCCGUCGCCUUGCCCGACGCCGACCCGAGCUCCUACCUUGGCCGUCGGUUUCCCUCUUCCUUGGAGCAGAAAAUCCAAAAAGAAGACAAGUGGCCCACUCGAUGUGUAAACAAUAAAAAAGUGAUCUUUGGAGAGCAAAGGAGGAGCAUCGAAGCACUAGGAGAAGGAGCAUGGAUAGUCGAAUCCGACUAUCAGUCGCUCCCAUUCAGUUUGGUGGGGGCGCUACGGGUGGAACCACCGGGUCAUAGCCCCCGGUGCUCGAAGAGCUCAACAUUGCCAACAAACUUGCUCGUGAAUCCCCCUCCUACAGCCACAUACGUGCCAUUUGCUCUUGCUGCCACUCGUGGGCUCCCUCGUGGCCAUAGACAUUUUCCUCCCUCUAGUCGUGGACGUAAUCAAUCUUCAUCCUCUACAUCAUGGGGUGGUCAUUCUUCCAUUUCAUUCUCUCAUGGUGGUCGGCAAUCCUAUUCGAAAAUUGAAUACCAAAUUUGUGGAAAGGGUGGUCAUUCUGUUAUCUCAUGCUGGUAUGGUCACAACACCUCAUUUCAGAGUUCACCGCAAGCUUAUGUUGCCUCUGAUACAACUUCGAUAGCUAAUUGGUUUUUAGAUUAUGGCUCAGCAGCACAUCUGAUGUCCAAUGGAGCUCAAUUAUCCAAUCAACAACUAUACAUUGGUUCCACUCAGAUACAAAUAGGUAAUGGUCAGAUGCUGCAAAUUCAACCAACAGGACAAGAUAUUCUUCCUACUCCUACUAGCAAGCUCCACCUUUCCCAUAUACUUCAUGUUCCUAAUCUUACCCAUAAUCUUAUCUCCAUUAAUAAACUAACAUCCAAUAAUUCCUGCUAUGUUAUUCUUGAUGCUAAUGACUUUUUUCUCAAGGAUUCACUGACCCACAAGAUGCUUCUCCACAAACACAGUCAUUGCGGUCUGUACCCUAUUAAACCACAGCUCUUUCAUCAGCUUAACCAUCCACAUCUUCAACAAUGCCUACAACAUUUGCCUAUGUUGCUCCCUCCUCCGAUCCGUCUUCUUCGUUGGAUAUAUGGCACCAGCUGCUUGGUCAUCCACUCUCCUCCAUUUAUGAUCAGCUUUUUCAUAAUUUACUUACUCAAACUUUCUUGUAUCAACUUUGUCUCACAUCUAUGCUUGUGCUCAAGCUAAGAGCAGUCAUUUGUUGCUUUUACUUUCUUCUCCCUCCUUUACAAAUUGUCUUCAACUUAUUCACACUGAUGUAUGGGGGCUCCUAUCUUAUCAAUGAAAUAUUACAAGUAUUUUCUUCUAUAUGCGGAUGAUUUUAGUAGAUAUUGCUGGGUUUAUAUUGAAAAUCUGAUCUGUUUUCCACCUUUUUGUAAUUUCAGCGACUUGUUGAAAUCAAUUUCAUAAUACUAUCAAAAUUGUGUGCUCUGAUGGUGGCUCCGAAUGUGUAAAUUCCAAUUUUAAACUACAUUUUCAAAAGUGUGACACGCUUCAUAAAAAAUCAUGCACUCACAGACCUCAACAAAACGGUGUGGUCGAGCAUAAACAUUGCCAUCGAUCUCCUCAAAACUAUUCUAGCUCUCCUCUUUGAAGCAAAUCUUCCACCAAAACUUUGGGUUGACACUUUACUGACAGCUGCCUAUCUUAUUAAUCGAAUGCCUCUUUCAACCUCCCCUUCCUCUACACCAUAUCAAUCUCUCUUCAAUCUUCCACCGUCUUAUCUUCAUCUUAAAACAUUCGGUUGCCUAUGCUAUCUUUAGUUUCGCACCAAAUUAUCUCAUAUACUGUACCUAGGCUCGGCUUGAUGUGAAACAUAUCCAUGUGAAAGUGAUUUGCUUAAAGAAGUUUGCACGCUUAGAUUUAGAGGCAAUAAUAUGUAAGAUCUUAUGCGGAAUUGAACGAUAAGAUAAAUAUUAAGUGAUACUUAGCUUAGGUUAAUUCACAUGCAUAGAAAUUAAGUUCAAAUGAUAGUCAGCUUAAUCCAACAUUGCAUACAUGGAUAGUUCCAACAAUAGAUUCCAAUACUAACACUAAGAUUAGUUGCUAUGAGAAGAUCCCUCACACAACUCAUCCAAUUACUAGGUUUUAGCGGAGAAGCGUCAAUAUGAUCUUCAUGAAGAUAAUAAAUUCACAUUCAAGGAUGCAACCAUGAAGAUAGAGAGUCGGGUGUCGAAUUUACCCAAAGACAAUAGAGAUACGUGCUUCGGCAAAGUUGUUUGGUAGUUGGGAAUGAAAUGGGCAGCAACCACGAACCUCCUCGCACUUCGCCGAGAUUAACCUUCCCCACAAGCGUGGACAGCAGUUGGUGGCUGCAGGGAAUUCCGUGACAGCAGGAAGUGAUGCCAAACUCUCUGGACAGCAGUUUUUGAGGCCUUCUUGGACCCCUUCGUUGCUGGUUUUGGCUUUCCUGGACUGAUGACAGCAGCCAAUGGUUUUCCACGCAACUAGACAGCAGCUAGGAGGUCUCCCAGGACUGCUUCAUGACUGAUUUGAGCGCUCCUGGACAGAGGACAGCAACCUGGAUUUGUCCAAUCAACCGGGCAAUAGGUGGAAAUGCAGGAAACGUAUGUACCAGCCGUUGAGAAUCCUUUGACAACAAAUUGAUAACUGUCAAAUUAAGAUUGAUGGGAUUAAAUCAAUCCUCAUUCAAAAUUUGAAUUGACCUGAAUUUAAGGAGUGAUUAUGGGUCUUUAAUGACAAGGAUUAAUGAGAAAAUGGGAGGUUUUAAUUGAAAUAGAAAAACUGAAAUAAAUUUCAGUUUUAAUUGGGAUGGGAGGGAGGUUUAAUUGAAAUCAAUUUUCAGAUUUCAAAAUUUAGAUGGGUUGCAUUGAUAGCAAUCAAUGGGAAGCCCAAUGAGGGGGCCUGCGGUAUGGAGAGAGAGAGAGGGAGAGGGAUUUCCAAACAUGAAUAAUGACUAGGAAAAUUUUAAAUAAAUCCAAAUUAAUUUAAUUUAUAAUUUGAAUUCAUUCAAAAAAUUUUCAUAAAUGGAAUUUCCAAAUUCGGAAAGAAUUUGAAUUUUGAAAUUCAAAUUCCAAGGAAGGCUAGGGAAGGGAGUCGUGGGGAAAGUGGUGGAGAGGGGAGAGGCCGACGGCAAGGUGGCCGGCCGGUGGAGCUAGGGUGGCCGACGGGAUGGGGCUCCAAGGGUGGUGGCACUAGUGGAGGCUUCGGCUUCUUCCAACUCUUGGACUUUGCUUGUGGUAGUUUAUGGGGAGAAGAAAAACUAUGCUUGAAAUUACCUAGAGAACUCACAAAGAGAUCUCAAACAAAGAACUCACUAAGAGAUCUUCAAGAAGGAACUCACUAAGAGAACACAAGAACAAAAGUUUCCAUUCAAUAAUCAUCAUCCCCUCUCCAAGAGGAGGGAGAAGGUUUAAAUAGCCAAAUACAUGAAGAAAAAUAAAAAGACACAAUUGUCAUUCCGGCAAACACAUGACAAGGCCCUUAAUCAAGGGCAUAAAUGGAAAGAAAUAAAAAAGACUCAUAAAACAUAAAAUAAAAUAUAUCAAAUACAAUAAUAAUCAAAAGUAGAUCGUGGCCGUAGAUCAUGGAUCUUCUGAUGUCCUCAUCACGGCUCCUUGUGUUUUUCUCGGCUAUAUGCCACUCAAUCAAAAUGCUAUAAAUGUUUCAAUUUAUCAACCGGACGUCUUCAUAUUUCAUGCCAUGUUCGGUUCUAUGAAACUAUCUUUCCAUUCAAGCAAUCUUUCCCACCCAGUCUUGCUAAUGCCUCAUCUGAAAGUCUUCCUCCAUCACUUCUUGUUCUGGCCUCUUUCACUUCACAUAUAUCUUUCUCAACAUCCAAUAACACUUCUACUAUUACACCACUUAAUGUGACUCCUACUUCCUCCAAUACGUCUAUGCCUCCACCAAAUGAACCCGCUGCCUCGUCCUGCUCUGUCUCGGAUGUUGAUGUUCCUGCCCAGGACUUAUUGCCUACUUAACAUUCUAUGGUAACAAGUUCACGGACUGGUGCUCUCAAACCAAAGGUCUUUUUUGAUCUUCAACACCUUCCUAUUCCGACCACUAUUACCUCUUUCUCUCAAGCUAGCAAGUUCUCUGUUUGGCGAGCUGCUAUGAGUGCUGAGUUUGAGGCUCUACAAAAUCAAGGCUCUUGGAUUCUGGCUCCGCCCUCUUCAGAUCAAAAUCUGCUAGGUUGCAUGUGGAUUUUAAGGACCAAAUACGAGCAUAACAUAAAAUUAUAUGAUAUUUUUAUCAAAUAAAAAAAUUAACAUGUGAAAUUUUAUUAUAUUUAAAUAGCAUGAAAUUACAUAUGCAAAGAAAUUAAAAAAAUAAUAAAAAUAUUAGCU